Messenger RNA from Bactrocera latifrons, 5237 nucleotides. Its product is annotated as dual 3',5'-cyclic-AMP and -GMP phosphodiesterase 11-like. The record is from RefSeq and is a predicted model, not a curated record. Gene Ontology annotation, biological process: signal transduction. Lineage: Eukaryota; Metazoa; Arthropoda; Insecta; Diptera; Tephritidae. Gene Ontology annotation, molecular function: 3',5'-cyclic-GMP phosphodiesterase activity; protein binding; 3',5'-cyclic-AMP phosphodiesterase activity.
UACAGCUGCGAAGCAUUGAGGAGCCGAGUACGCAGUGCCAAACAACAACACAUCAUUACCAUCACACCGGUCGUAUGCCAGCGGCGGAGCAGGGGGGCACAGGRUGCGUCAGCUUUGAAAACGCCAAUGCGUUAAAUCAGCGUACCGGUGUCCCCCUGCAACUGCAAACUACACAAAAUCAAUAUCAUCAUCACCAACAGCAACAACAAAACCCGCACACCAUGCAGCAUACAACACAAAAGGGCUACGAUGCCGAACAGGCGCGCAUGGAGGCGUGGAUGGAUGAGAAUCAAGAAUUUGUACAGGAUUAUUUCAUAAGAAAAGCCACACGUCAGGUAGUUGAUGCUUGGCUCGUUUCACAUGCCACUACAGCUGGCAAUGAUGUCUCGUUGACUGGCUCACCUACACAUACAAAUGGACAGAGUUGCUCAUCACGAGGUGGAUCGGGAGCGACAACGCCGGUGAGAAAAAUAUCAGCACAUGAAUUUGAACGCGGCGGUCUGCUGAAGCCAAUUGUCAACACCAUUGACGGUACACCGACAUUCUUAAGUGUAGGCACACAAAAUGAUUGCUCAACAAACAGCAGCAAUAUGGGCGGCAUUGGUGGUGCGAGUAAUGGCAAUAACAUUGGCGCUGGCAAUGGCAACUAUAAUGCUGCCAAUGGUACGAGCACACUCGGUGCUCAUCACUAUCAUCAUCAUCAUCAUGGACAGACGGCGCACAGUUUCGGCACAAUGGGCUAUUAUCGGCCGCAACGUUUAUCACGCAACGAAUUGAAGGCGUUGGAUGAGAAAGAGCUCAUUUUUGAACUGUGUCUCGUAUCUAAACUGUUCGACGUMUGUCCACGCAGCACCGUGGAAGAGAUGGAACAGCAGGAAGAAGUACGCGUUGCUUGGGGUUCGGGCAUUGCUGGUCAUGUGGCCGAGAGCGGUGAACCAGUUAAUAUACCAGAUGCAUAUCAGGACGAGCGCUUCAAUGGCGAAAUUGACAGCAUAACCGGCUAUCGAACGAAGGCACUGCUCUGUAUGCCCAUUAAGGAUUCAUCAGGUGACGUAAUCGGUGUGGCGCAGGUCAUUAAUAAAUUAAAUGGUGAAUGCUUCACUGAGGCCGAUGAGAAGGUGUUUGCCUCUUACUUGCAAUUCUGCGGCAUCGGUUUGCGUAACGCUCAACUUUACGAGAAAUCCCAACUGGAAAUMAAACGCAAUCAGGUCUUACUCGAUUUGGCGCGUAUGAUCUUCGAGGAGCAGAGCACCAUUGAGCAUAUGGUAUUCCGUAUACUAACACACAUGCAAAGUCUUAUACAGUGCCAGCGUGUGCAGAUCUUGUUGUUGCACGAGGCUUCGAAGGGCAGCUUCUCGCGUGUGUUCGAUUUUGAAGCGAAUGAUCUCAGUGAAGAGGAGAAUACGUCACGUACGAGUCCGCAUGAGUCACGAUUCCCCAUCAAUGUGGGCAUCACCGGCUAUGUGGCCACAACUGGUGAGACUGUGAACAUACCAAAUGCUUACGAAGAUGAUCGCUUCGACGCCAAUGUCGAUAUCGAGGGCAACUUCAAGCACAAGUCCAUAUUAUGUAUGGCAAUCAAAAAYUCACUGGGUCAAAUAAUUGGCGUCAUACAGCUGAUCAACAAAUUUGAUGAUCUGAACUUUACCAAAAACGACGAGAACUUCGUCGAGGCUUUUGCCAUCUUUUGCGGCAUGGGCAUACACAACACACAUAUGUACGAGAAGGCGAUCGUGGCGAUGGCCAAGCAGAGCGUCACAUUGGAGGUAUUGAGCUAUCAUGCCUCAGCAACGAUUGAUGAGGCGCAUAGAUUGAGGCGUUUACGUGUGCCAUCGGCAGCGCAUUUUCGCCUACACGAUUUUCGCUUUGAUGAUAUACAUUUUGAGGACGAUGACACAUUGAAGGCCUGCCUGCGCAUGUUCCUCGAUCUGGACUUUGUCGAGCGUUUUCAUAUCGACUACGAGGUGCUUUGCCGUUGGUUGCUAAGUGUCAAGAAGAACUAUCGCAAUGUUACUUAUCAUAAUUGGCGGCAUGCCUUCAAUGUAGCACAAAUGAUGUUCGCCAUACUAACGAUUUCCCAUAAUGGACAGGCGACGCAAUGGUGGAAGAUUUUCGGUGAGAUCGAGUGCUUGGCAUUGAUUAUCGGUUGCUUGUGUCACGACUUGGAUCAUCGGGGGACUAAUAACUCCUUCCAGAUUAAAGCCUCCUCACCAUUGGCUCAACUAUAUUCGACCUCCACCAUGGAACAUCAUCAUUUCGAUCAGUGUUUGAUGAUUUUGAAUAGUCCUGGAAAUCAGAUACUGGCAAAUUUGUCAUCAGAUGAUUACUGUCGCGUCAUACGCGUUUUGGAGGAUGCCAUAUUAUCGACGGAUUUGGCRGUGUAUUUUAGAAAGCGUGGCCCCUUCCUGCAAUCCGURAAGGAGCAGCCUCUCAGCUAUUGGGAGGCUGACGAGCCGCGUGCUUUACUGCGUGCUAUGAGCAUGACUGUCUGUGAUUUGUCGGCUAUUACAAAGCCGUGGGAUAUUGAGAAGCGUGUAGCCGAUUUGGUGAGUUCGGAAUUCUUCGAGCAGGGUGAUAUGGAGAAGGAGGAGCUGAAUAUAAUGCCCAUUGAUAUCAUGAAUCGUGAGAAGGAAGACGAAUUACCAAUGAUGCAAGUCAACUUUAUUGAAUCCAUUUGCUUGCCAAUUUACGAGGCUUUUGCCAAUCUCUCCGACAAACUGGAGCCACUGGUCGAGGGUGUGCGCGAAAAUCGCGAGCAUUGGAUCGAGCUGGCGCAACAAGUACAAAAUAAAGAGAAURCAGCCAGCAAUACAAAUGGUUGUGUAGACACGACSAAGCAGAAUGGUUGCAUUUCGGAUGGCCGCAGCGAUGUGACUGAUGAGAUCGGCACGAAGAACACAACGAAUUGUGACAGCAAUGCCGACGAUGGCAUAUCAACAGGCGCCGAGUGCGAAAUCGACGAGCAGAGUGAUAGCAAAAAUCCGAAGGAAAUUAACAAUUGCCACAACGAUGACGAUGAGAAUGAUGAAGACGACGCGCACUUGUGCGCCGAAGAGGAGGAAGCCGCCAUCGAAGCGGAUGACGACGACUCGGAUGUAGAGGCGUCGCGUCAUUCCAACGGCUGCUUCUCCUCCGGCUCGAGUCGUUUGAGUACACCACCGCCCACAGGCGAAGACGACAGCCUACCCACUUCGCCGGCCAAGACAACACAGGCGAAAUUGAUUGCGGCCAAYCUGAAUAGUCUUAAUCAGCGUACGCUSAAAUCGACACGCAACUGUUGUCGCAGUUGUGAAUAUGUGCGGUGCAGCGGCAAUAUGCGCAAGACGUCCUCGCUCAAGGGCGCUAAAGAGUUGCAGCAACAGCUGAAUACACAAAAUGGCAGCAGUUGCGGUUACUACAGUCGCAGCGCACCCUCAGUGAGUAGUUGUGGYGUGACGUGCUCUGCCGCCAGCUUACAAAAACAACAAAAUCACAGUGACAGCCAGCCCAAUCAGCUGCAGCAGCGYCAUCACCAUCACCAACAUMACCAUCACCAUCAKCGCCAUCACAGCCAACAGCAUCAUCAUCAUCACCACCACCACAACAACAAUCAACAUGCGUCACAUAGUGGCAACGGCGCCACCGGCAAUACGUCAAGCGGCGCCGAAAGUGAUCGGAUACCGAAAAUUGUWGGUAAAUUGGGCAACAUUGAUAGCUUGCAAUAUCUGGCUAGUGGUGGCAACGGGGCCGGUGAUGCGCUGCUGCACGCAAAUGCCAGCAAAGGCACACCAAACGGCAUUGCAUUCACACCAAAUGGCCAUGUCACCUAUUUUGCCGCCAGCGAUGUGCCCACACUGGUCGUUUCGCCGACGGCGGCGACCACAACACCAACAGCAGUGACGACGGUGACAAGYGCUUGUGAUAAAUGAAGUGUUUAAGUGAAGCGCGUGUGAGACAGCUUUGUGCGCUCGCAUGGCAGUGUUGUAUUUAAUAYAUGAACAUAUGUAUCUGCAAUGGCUUAAUGUGCGUAUGGCUGUAGUGAAGGAGCGGCGCAUGCUACUAUUUGUGGCUCAAAUGKGUCCACUUAUGGUGCAGCUAAAGCAAAUGCGUAAAAUACGGUUUUGUUUAAAUGUAAUUAUUGAAUGUACUGCAUAUAUUUCGCUCUGCGUCUGUGUUUAUUAUGUAACUAUAUUGACCACUAUUUGGAGAUUUUAGUGGAGUGUAAAGGGAGAAUUUAGGAAAAUUUACAUUUUUGUUUGGUUGGCAUAUUGGUGACAUCAGGCUAAAUAAUGUUAAAAGCCCCAAAAAGCUUGUAAAUUUUUUUUUUAUAUUUCUAUUAGUGUGCUACAGAAGUUGGCUAAGUUGGCUUUAGUGUAACUUUUUCUUGUUCAGUUGUCUUUAAUUGAUGAUUAAAUUAUUAAUUAAUUUAAUAUACUUUUAUUAUGGCUCAGAAAAAAUAUUUGAAACAAAAAAAAUCUCAGUUAGGUCAGUGUAGAGUCCUAAAAAGAGGCCUAGUUUUGACAAUUUAUUGUUGGUGUAAGAAAAAAGAGAUUGUGUUUCUUUCUCUUACUCUUUUUAAACAUGUAUUUGAAUGUUUACAAAAAUUCUUGUUGACUUUUGGAUCAAAUGCACCUCUGUCAGCUUUUUAAAAAUGUAUUUGAGUGUUUACUGACGCUUUUGUAGACUUUUUGAUGCAAAAUGGUGGUAAACUUCCAAAUGAGCUUUUCCAAGAGAGAAUCUGGUGGCUUUAAGAACUCGUGAUAUUUCAAAYAAAAUAAAAAGUAGAUCUUAACCAGAAAAACAUUUGCUAGUAAAGUACUGUGUUUUUAGUGGUAUGUAAUUUUUUUUUGAAUUAAAAAAAAAAAAAAAUUUGAUGAAAAAACCACUAGUGGCUUUAAAAAAAUUUCAAUGAUAAAAACGUCAUAUAUUUACUAAAAAAUUUUACUGUGAAGUUCCAGUUCRAAAUUCUGGUAGAUACAUGUAGUAGCCCGCAUGUACCAUACUCCCCAUUAUGCUGAAAUGUGCUGGCCUGAACUCCGCUUCGAGCGGAACGAAGAGUGAAAUAAAUUGCUUUUGACUAUUCUACCAAUUUAAUAAUAUUUGAAGUAACCUCAAAUUAAGUUUUUAUGCUCAAAAUAAAAAUGUCUAUUUUUCAAAAAUCAUGGCCUGGUCUAACCUCUAUAUGCGAAAAUUCGAAAUUCAAGCCUUUAAAAUUUAUUUAGUUUUUUUAAUGUUUUUAUAAUAUGAGCCAUAUAUUA